CCAGCGCUUUUACACGGGAAGACGGAAGAGCAACAAUGGCUCAGCGAUCGCAUCCGACGGAGAUCAGGUGCAUCGCCCGCGACGACCUGUCCGAGGGCGGAGCCGGCGAGAGAGCGGGGGCGGUUCGAGGACCCCUCCCUCCUCCGCACCACCACUCGCCCAAUAGUCCUCUUCGUCCCUUCGACGACAUCCUCGCCCUUGCCCUCGGCACCUCUGUCGGACUCCUCUUCAUCCAUUCUGCCGGAGGCGAUCUGAUCCACAAGCAGGCAUCGAUUUCCCCAAACCCCCAAAACCAUGUGGAAUCACAGAAGCUUCCAUUUCUGAGGAACUCUGUGUGGUGUUGCCUAGCGUUGUUGCCCGCUUCGAAGGCCACUUUUCCUAAGAUCGCCUAAUUGUGCGGUGCCGCAAUCGCUGAAUUGUGAAUUAAGUGGGGCGAUAAAACUAUGAAGAUGCGAACUGUGAUGGAAGACCACUCUUCCUGAGAGUCUCUUUCACCUUCGCUACCCUGCCGACCAAGUUACGGCAGUCCGGUUUGAAGAUGCCACGGACGAUUGCAGGGAAGGGGGCUCGGUAGACGAUGGUGAGAUCUAGUGUAAAUCGGUCACGGGUUAGACUAGUAGUCAAGUCUAACUUAAAUCGGUGCCGCAAACCCCACGUUGUAUUGAUCAAUUCAAACUGCUCCGUUGAUUUAUCGAGCACGAUAUUUCAAUUCCGUAGAAUUUAAGACCGUGUAUUAGUCUUUAAAUUCUGAGACUGAUCUCGUGGUCCACAGACAAAUAGAUUAAAAAACGAAUCACUUAUCAUUAUAGCUGGAUGAUCAUAAUUGAUUAUUAUGAUUUUUUAAAUUUAUCAUUCUCUCAUGUUAAAUUUCAUUUAAAAUUGUGAGAAGUGAAUAAAUGAUCAGGUUAUUAGGCGUUGAGUGAAAGACGACCUUUGAGUAGAUCGUCAGUUUUAAUCUAAAGUAUAAUCUGAUGAGGAUGAUGAAUUUAAAAAGAUCAUAAUUAAUUAUGAUCGAAUCAUAAUUAUAAUAAGAUUACGAUUCAACCGUGCUCUAGUUUUUUGUUUUUAGCAGAAGAUCUACUCCCGUAAAUUCCCCGGUUAAGUUCCACAUGUUUGACCAGUCACGGAUUCAGACUGAAUGUUAAAUAUGUGAAUUAAUUCGACUAGAUUUACAACUCCCAAAUCCAAACGGCGAUUCUUGCCCAUCAAUUAUACUCGAUCCGCUCUUCGUCGUCCAAUCCCCGCCGCCGCCGCCAUGUCCAAUCCCGCACAACCGACGCCGGAUUGGUGGUCGAGGCCCUCCGACCAGGGCCGCAGCAGCUCCUACGACAUGAGCUCGGGCAUCCUCGCCACCGGCCUCAUCUCCCUGGCGCUCGUCGUGGCCGUACUCGUCUUCCUCCACUUCUACGUCCGCUACGUCCUCCGCCGCCGGUACCCUCGCGGAGGCGGCCGCAGCAGCCUCACCACCGCCAUGGACUUGUUCCGUUUCGACUCCGCCGUCGCCGGCCUCGACCAGACCCCGGGAGCCGCGGGGCUCGACCCCGCAGCCAUCGCCAACCUCCCGUCCUUCCCCUAUCGGAAGGCGAACGGCGAGGAGGAAGAGGAGGCCUCCGGAACCGGCGGACCAGAGUGCGCGGUGUGCCUUAGCGUGGUCGAGGAAGGAGAAAUGGUCCGGCGGCUACCUGCGUGCAAGCACGUGUUCCACGUGGGCUGCGUCGACAUGUGGCUGGCGUCGCACGUAACCUGCCCUGUCUGCCGCGCCACGGUGGAGCCGACGUCACCCGACGCCGCAGUGGUAGAAGUAGGGGAUCCUUCUCGGCCGGCAGCGACAGCGGAGAAGUGGCCAUCUCAGGAAGGACCGUCGGGGACGAAGGAGGGUGGGUCGGGGUCGUUUCGCUUCGACUUGAGCGCGUCGCUGAAGAGGAUGGUGAGCCGGAAUCGGUCCUCUUCGAGCCAGCAAGUGCAGGAAGAAACCACGGAAGAUUUGCCGCAGGAAGGGACGUCGGGGACGGAGGAGAGCGGGUCGCCGUCGUUUCGCUUCGACUUGAGCGCGUCGCUGAAGAGGAUGGUGAGCCGGAGUCGGCCCUCGUCGAACCAGCAAGUGCAGGAAGAGACAACGGAAGAUCUUCCGCCUAAUCUAGAGAGAUUGUGAUUGAAUUGCAGCAGUGGACAAUAAGCUCCUGGCAAAUAGUUUGUUUCAUUACGUGUGUGUAUAUCGAGAUUAAUAGUUAGUAUUGUUCUGUGCAGAAAAUUUCAUAAAAUCAAACGAGAAUUAUUUUUCAUUUAGCAA
Messenger RNA from Zingiber officinale, 2290 nucleotides. Its product is annotated as RING-H2 finger protein ATL40-like. NCBI's taxonomy places the organism in Eukaryota, Viridiplantae, Streptophyta, Magnoliopsida, Zingiberales, Zingiberaceae. The transcript has 2 exons. The record is from RefSeq and is a predicted model, not a curated record. Bases 1256 to 2152 code for a protein of 298 amino acids.